This is a messenger RNA of Oikopleura dioica, 2433 nucleotides long. The record is from the annotation of a GenBank genome assembly. Lineage: Eukaryota; Metazoa; Chordata; Appendicularia; Copelata; Oikopleuridae.
AUGGUUCAAUUCGAUUGUGAGAUCUUGAACUCGGUCUGCAGUAGUGAUCAACAAUGUAGCGAGAAUAUGAAAGAGAUAUUCAAGUGCAAGAACUGCGAGUCGUCCAUCCAUGAGAAGCAUAAAUGCCACAGUUUGCAAGAGUCCAUCCUCAUAUAUGUAAACGCGCAGCUUUCCAAAUCUAAAGGAGUUCGAGCACUCGACUGCUUCUGCAACAUCAAAGACACAACAUCAGGCUGUCGACUUAAGCAAAAGUUGAAGAACAACUUCUAUGAUUGCCACUUAUUAUCUACACCAGAUGAUACUCAAUGUCAGCAGUUGUAUUCCACGUGCUCCGAGAAUGCGUUCAACUCUAUUUGUGGGCAGUCCUUGUUGAAGCUGGCUACUAAUUGCUCAGUUCCGAAGAAUGGCGAGUGCGACAAGAAUAACUGCAUUCAGUCCAUCGGUGACUUGAUUUUCAACGAUUUCGACCCCAAGCAAGCAGCACUGUUCUUCAAAUGCUGUGAGUACGAGCACAAAUGCAGCGGCUUACCCUGGACGAUUUACUCUCCGAAAGCUUGCCUGGACCGAUCGCCUCUCUAUUCAUGCACUUAUUCGUAUUACAGCUGUAUUGAAGAUCCAGAAUGCGCGAAAGACAUCCAGACUAUCGAGGACAAAUGCCACGAAGAUUUUCUACACCAUAAUAAAACAACCUGUGAUAGAGAUUGGCAUAAUCCUGCAACGAAAGACGUGGAAGAAUGCUUAUUAGCAACACAGCGGUUGGAGCAUUAUUUCUGCAGCUGUGAGCUCAACGAAACCCUUCCGUACGAAGAAGGAAUAGCUGAGCUAGACGAGUGCUUGAAAUAUCGUCGACUAUUCACCGUGCAACCCUGUUUUGAGCAAAUAAUCGAUCUACCAGAGGAAAAAGGCAGACAUAUCGAGGAUAUCCAGCCGGUGUCUUGGAUAAUUUUCUACUCUUUACUGGGUAUUUCGUGCUGUAUCAUCAUUCUCUGUUGCUUUGCUAAGCCACCUCUUCGAUCUCGUAGGUCCAGCUUCCGAAGAAGCCGACUGCAAGUGCCAGAACAUAUCGCAAUGAGAUCAAACUCUCGCAACUCUUCUUUGUCCCUUUUUCCACCCCGAAACGAAUCCUCUGAUUCCUUCUCGUCCCGUCUCACCCCGCGCUACGAAACAAUAAGCAUUUGGGAGCGUCUGAUGAUCAUCACAAAAUCUUACUUCCCGAAGAAAUUUCGAAAAAUCGCGAAGCUUUUUGGCAUCCAUGAGGAGCAUCUUGAGUUUUUUUACGAAAAUCGAAAACGCUUCACCUGGAACAUCAAAGAAAAGCCGAAAGUGCACUAUACCGAGCAACAUUGCAAAUACUCCGCGGAAUUCGAGGGACACUCUCUCGAUGAUCACAUGAUCGAGGCUCAUAAUUACAGAGAUAUUCAAUGUAAAGAACCUAACUGUUCUUACCUGGCUUAUUCACCCAAAUCCAUUGCCCAGCACAAAUCGCGUUUCCACGGAACUGGCAGUAGAAAUUCCAAUCUUCGAUUCGACUUCAAAUGCCGUUACUCCAACUGUAACUUCUCCGCGAAAUGCGUUUUCCUCCUCGACUCGCACUACAAGAUCCACGAAAACCGACUCGUCGCAUGCAUUUGCUGCCAGUUCCGAACAUCGGAUCCGAAAUCAAUGAAAAAUCACAUGAUGAGCCAUUUCAAUCUUCAAUCGCUCGAGUGUGAAAUUUGCAAGCGGAAAUUCAACACGCCCAGCGCGAUUCGAACGCACGAGCGGUACAGACACGCUGAAAUGCAGAAAUGUGAAGAUUGCGGCGCCACUUUCAAAACUUCCGGCUCUUUUCGUAAACACAGUAACGGCGGGAAUAAUGCCUUCGUCCUGCUGAGUUUGGAUCGCGACGCCACUCGCCAUGGAGAUAUAGUCUCUUCUCGCGAUCCUCAAAGUCCCCAGGAGAAUGUCUGCAAACGCGUCAUUGCGCUCGGCGGCGACAGAAUCAGAGACAGGAAGAAUCAGCGCGAGAUCGAGAUUCCAGAAGGCUUCUGCUGGCUGGAAGGCGAUAACGAAGCUUGCUCGAUUGAUUCGAACGAGUUUGGACCAGACCACUGGUCAACUCGUACAAACAGAUAUCAGAAUGAGCAGAAAGAAAAGGCAAAGAAGAGAAAGCAUUCCGUCAAGGCAGAUGAGGCAUUGAAUACAGUAACGCUAGAGACGGCAAAUUAUUUGUCAAAACUGCCGGCAGCGCAGCAAACCAAAGAAGGAAUAGUCGAAUUUGUCCAGAAGCUUAAGGCAGAUGAUGAUGGUGCUAAAUUGCUCCCAAAUGAGCUCAUGCAAAUUGUUAAUUUACGCCCUCAACAGCCGGUAGAGCUGUAUUUGCUGAUUGAAGACAUAGAGGGAAGAAUCAGUGAAGAGAACGUGGAUAAACUUCAAGAGCUCGUUCAACAAUAG